Arabidopsis thaliana (thale cress) is the source of this 624-nucleotide messenger RNA. Its product is annotated as transcription factor. Lineage: Eukaryota; Viridiplantae; Streptophyta; Magnoliopsida; Brassicales; Brassicaceae. The coding region runs from base 72 to 362 and encodes 96 amino acids. The record is from RefSeq and is marked reviewed. The transcript has 4 exons. Gene Ontology annotation, cellular component: cytoplasm; nucleus.
CAAAUUCUGCUUCUCUGCUUAAGGUUUUCCCCAAAACCUCCAUUGACGCAGGAAGGAAGGAAGGAGCAAAUAUGGCUGCCACUGUUCCUGCAACUACUCGUUCUGAUCAAACAUGGGAUUUUAGUUGUAAUUUGGAUGUGAGUUUUGAAUCAGAAGAACAUGCUUUGAUUGCUUAUACAUCAUUGGCUGUUGAUAAAGAGUUGCAGCCUGAUAAGGUGAGAAGAGUUAUGUCAGUAUCAAACAACAAGCUUUCUGUGCACUUUGAAGCAAUAGAGGCAAGGCUGCUUCGCGCUUCGUUCUCUGCAUUUGUAGACGUUCUUACACUGGCCACAAGAACAAUUCAAGAAUUUGGUCAAAAGUAAAACACCAAUAUGAAGAGAAAAAAGCUUGAUUCUUUCUCAUUACUCUUCAAGAACUCAAAAUUACAUUGUGUUUUGGUGUUUCUUCUUCGAGCUCAAAUCAUCUUGGGGUUUUCACAGAUUUAUUCAAACAAUGUACUCCCAAGAUUAUUAUUGGGAGUAUUAUUAUGUAGUGCGAACUCGAUUUGAGAAGUGAAAAAAAGAUGGUUACAUUUAAAGCUUUUGAUUUGACUACGUUUUCUUUGUUUCAUUUACUAAGUAAAUU